Messenger RNA from Eremothecium gossypii ATCC 10895, 495 nucleotides. It is a transcript of the gene VMA11, whose product is annotated as H(+)-transporting V0 sector ATPase subunit c'. Gene Ontology annotation, molecular function: proton-transporting ATPase activity, rotational mechanism. Gene Ontology annotation, biological process: proton transmembrane transport. NCBI's taxonomy places the organism in Eukaryota, Fungi, Ascomycota, Saccharomycetes, Saccharomycetales, Saccharomycetaceae. The transcript has a single exon. The record is from RefSeq and is marked provisional. The coding region runs from base 1 to 495 and encodes 164 amino acids. Gene Ontology annotation, cellular component: proton-transporting V-type ATPase, V0 domain.
AUGACGGAUGACCUAGUUAAUGAGUAUGCGCCUGCAUUUGCGCCCUUCUUCGGGUUUGCAGGGUGCGCCGCUGCGAUGAUUCUAUCUUCUUUGGGGGCAGCUAUUGGAACGGCCAAGUCCGGUAUCGGGAUUUCCGGUAUCGGUACGUUCAGGCCCGAACUCAUCAUGAAGUCGCUGAUUCCUGUGGUGAUGAGCGGUAUUCUGGCAGUGUACGGUCUGGUGGUGGCGGUGUUGGUCGCGGGAGGCCUUUCGCCGACAGAAGAAUAUACACUUUUCAACGGUUUCAUGCAUUUGGCGGCCGGGCUCUGCGUCGGGUUUGCCUGUCUCAGCAGCGGCUACGCCAUCGGAAUUGUGGGCGACGUGGGCGUCCGCAAGUUCAUGCACCAGCCGCGGCUGUUCGUGGGCAUUGUUUUGAUUUUGAUUUUUGCAGAGGUCUUGGGCUUGUACGGGAUGAUCAUCGCCCUUAUCCUGAACACCAGGGGCUCUGGCAACUGA